CAUCACCCGAAAGUCGUUGAACAGCAAUGGCAGACAAAAAAGUGCCGUACGAUUUUCUCGAAGAAACGAUCACUUACGCCUGUUAAGUCGGAUAUACAACAGCAUCUGUAUUCACAAAUAUCCAUUGUACGUGCAGCUCAAUCCAUCAUGGCAGACGGCGUAGUGCUGCCUCACAUGAUGCAGGCCCAGUUCCAAAACGGGACCCCAGCAGUCCUAGGGGCGCCAGAGGUCAUUGAGGAUGUCACAAUGCCUGAGGAUGAGCCUCUGAACAUCAGUAUCAGCAUCAGCAAUGUUGUGUGUACCUUCAGCACCAAGUGCCACCUGAACCUGAAGAAGAUUGCCAUGGAGGGGAGCAAUGUAGAAUAUCACAGGCAACAUGGGAUGCUUAAUAUGAGAAUUCGACGUCCAUACACCACAGCCAGUGUUUGGUCCUCAGGGAAAAUCACAUGCACUGGAGCUUUAACGGAAGAAGAUGCCAAGAUAGCAGCCAGAAGGUUUGCAAGAAAGAUUCAAAAGCUCGGAUACAAAGUGAAAUUCAGCAACUUCCGUAUAGUGAACGUUUUGGGCACAUGUGCGUUACCGUUCUGCCUCAACAUCACAAACUUUUCUCGGGAGCACAAAGAAGCAAGCUAUGAGCCUGAGCUGCAUCCCGGAGUGACAUACAGGAUUAAAGAUCCCAAAGCAACGCUGAAAAUAUUCUCCACUGGUAGCAUAACAGUGACAGCUCCACGAGUGGCCAACAUCCAAUCAGCCAUUGAGUUUAUAUUCCCGUUGGUGGAGAGAUUUAAUGCUGGCCCUAGAGCUGAGAGUACCGUCAGUGUGAAUCCAGAAAAGUUGAAGAAUAAAAAUCGCAGAAUAGCAAACAGAGUGCACAAACCCGAACUUGAGGUGGAAGACUACGAAUCGGAUUCUGAUUUUGAGGACAGCGAAGAUUUUGAUAGUGACGAAAGCCAAGACUGAUGUUUGGAUUACUAUGAAUUUGAAUUUGUCCAGUUUUGGUGUCUAGCAUUGUGAUAUGAUGCAUUUCAUGUGUUCAUUGGUUGUCCACUUCUCACUGCAGUGGUGGAGAUGACAGAGCUCUGUCAUUGCUGACAGUGUAAACAGUAUUGACACUCAAGGAUGCUACUGUUGACUAGUUUUGGGCAUCUGGUUCUAGAUAAUGCAAUUCUUUCUUGGAUCUGAUUUCCUUUCAUGUUUGUUUAUCAUUGACAAUAAUUACUUUGUAUAAAAUCACAAAUUCAAAAACGAUUUCAGAUUGUUAUAUCUGUGAUAAUUUCGUUUUUUUCUAUGAGUGGAUGGUGUGCACUGUUGAUGGUCUGGGUUUAAACGCUCGUAAAAUAAUAUAACUAAUGUAGAUAGUGUAUCUGACAGUCAUACAAGUGCUGUUUUGUUAUCUGGCCGUUGACAGUGAAACUUUAGACAAGCUGUGUUAGAAUUUAUUGUAAAAAUACGGGCAUUGACAAUGUUUCACAUUUGAUUGAUGUAAAAAAAUAUACUUUUGCAAUUGUUAUCCAUCAUUGAAUAAGUUAUGUAAUAAAUAAAACUGUGGGCAGAGCAUCUGCUGUUGGAUUGCGAGUACAUGUAUAUGCAUUGUGUGUAUCGGCAAGUGUUCAUAUGAAUUACUGGUAUUUUUUUUAAGCAUGACAAACUGAGUUUGAAUCAAGAUUUCAUUUUGAUCGUCAGUAAGUGUAAGAUAGGAUAGUUACUUUAAAUUUUGUCUUUAUGUACUUGUGUGUAUGUUAUAUAAUCACAUUUAAUAUGGUGCCAUAGUUCAGCUUAAUAAGUUUUUGUGCUUGUAUUCAAAGUUUUGUCCUUUAAAAGUAUUGUGGAUUUCUGAACUUUCUUUAGGGCUAAUGCUGGCAUUUUAUUAUUCUAGUCCAUAAGUUAUGUUUUAAACAACUCAAUACUAGUGCUUUAGAAUUAAGUAUUUGACAAUUGAAAAUCAAUUAUCUUAAAGAGAGUUGAUGCGUUAGUUAAAUCAAAUUUUGGAUUGCCAUGGCAAUUACUAUGACUUACUUUGCUGUCAGUAUCACAAGUGCUUUGCACAGAUUUAUAUUUAACAUGCCAUUUCGCAAGAAGUCCAUGUUUAAAUCAUGUCCUCUAAUUAAACUUACAGGUAUACAUAUUCAUGUAAGGGUGGCAUUUGAAUGAACAUUUAUUUUAUGCAUGUUACAUUUAAUCAAUUAAUGUCACUUGUACAACAGGCUAGGUGCUGCUGUGUCCUGGAAUUUUGUGUAUCUCAUUGAAAAUCUGAGUAUUUGAGUGGUGUUCUGAGAAAACUGGGCAUAAUGCACGUGCGUAAAGUGUCGUCCCAGAUUAGCCUGUGCAGUCUGCACAGGCUAAUCAGGGACGACACUUUACGCUUCUAUGACAUUUUUCGUUCAGAUGAAGUCUCUUUUUAGCAAAAAUCCAAUUUAGACGGAAAGUGUCGUACCUGAUUAGCCUGUGCGGAAUGCACAGGCUAAUCUGGGACGACACUUUACACACAUGCAUUAUGCCCAGUUAUCUCAGAACACAACUCAUUUGUUGUUUCAUGAAUGGCAUGAUCGUUGUGUUGUGUGAUGUUAGGUCUAUAAUAUGUUGCAUAACAUAAUACUGUUUGAAUACUGAGGAAUCACUCAUGUUUUGUAGAGUUGUACUUACAGCUUUUUGGGCUCUGGCCUGUGCACACAUUUAUGACAAUCUUAAUUAUUUACUAAUAGCCAGUUUCUAUUUUGAUGGAAAGUGUUGGAGUUUUCAUUGCAAUAUUAAAUUUUUUUAUUGCAAAGAUCAUAUAGAUAUUUUUUAUGUAAAAGUUAAAUGAGGCAUGAGCUUACAUGUAAGUAAAUUCAUUAAUACAUUGUUUCGGAAAUUUUCAAUUAAGUAAGGUAUCAUCACACUGGAUGUGGAUGGUAAAUUUAAGAGUCAAUAAACAAAAAGGUGUCAGUUUGACCUAGUGUGACCCACGGUAUCUGUGGUCUACAUCUAAUUAUGUGACCCCUAUUUUUCAUAAGUGGAGACAUGGACCCUUGCCAAAUAAAUGCCCAAUCCCUAUGAUACAAAUGUGUUUUUUGCAAUAAACAAAGUGUCAUUCCAUAAAUGGUUAAUGGAUGAUUGCGCUAACGUUGGGUGUUUCUGUUGGAUAAAAACAACUAUUUCCAAAUUUGUGCACUGCAAAUUUAAGUGAUUCCGCUGUACGGUAUUUGUAUAAUACUAUAAAUAUGAAAGUACUGUUUGUAUUGCAGGAUUGCAGGAUUUAUAUUUUUGUUUACUGAUCACAUUACUAUUGUUUUUGAAUACUUUGGAAAGAUGUACAAAUAAAUAUGUUACUUGUAAACUUACAGUUACAGGUUUCAGAUUACAGAUAAA
This is a messenger RNA of Dreissena polymorpha, 3348 nucleotides long. Its product is annotated as TATA box-binding protein-like 1. Gene Ontology annotation, biological process: DNA-templated transcription initiation. The record is from RefSeq and is a predicted model, not a curated record. Gene Ontology annotation, molecular function: general transcription initiation factor activity; DNA binding. Lineage: Eukaryota; Metazoa; Mollusca; Bivalvia; Myida; Dreissenidae. The transcript is spliced from 6 exons. Bases 148 to 960 code for a protein of 270 amino acids.